Molecule: messenger RNA, 1271 nt
Organism: Camelina sativa (false flax)
Lineage: Eukaryota; Viridiplantae; Streptophyta; Magnoliopsida; Brassicales; Brassicaceae
Source: RefSeq, a predicted model, not a curated record
AUGUUUAUAUCUAAUAAACCCAUAGCGUUUGGUCUCUUCUUUGUCGUAACACUACUCGUGUCUUGCAAUGCGGCUGCAAACGCCACAACACAGCCGCUUUUCUCGGCGAUUCUAAUAUUCGGCGACUCUACUGCAGAUACAGGCAACAACAACUACAACCCACAAGCCAUUUUCAAAGCUAAACAUCUUCCUUACGGCGUUGAUCUUCCCGGCCACGAAGCUAAUGGAAGAUUCUCAAACGGAAAGCUAAUCUCUGACGUACUCUCCACCAAACUCAACAUCAAAGAGUUCGUUCCUCCGUUUCUACAACCAAACAUCUCCGACCAAGACAUUGUCACUGGAGUCUGUUUCGCAUCCGCCGGCGCUGGCUAUGAUGACGGAACCUCGCUCUCCAGUCAUGCGAUCCCGGUCUCACAACAACCAAGCAUGUUCAAGAAUUACAUUUCUCGUCUCAAAGGUAUCGUAGGAGACAAGAAAGCUAUGGAAAUUGUUAACAACGCUUUAGUGGUCAUUAGCGCAGGACCUAAUGAUUUCAUCUUGAACUUUUACGAUAUCCCCACAAGGCGUCUCCAGUAUCCUACUAUCUAUAGUUACCAAGAGUUUGUCCUCAAGAGGCUUGACGGUUUUGUCCGGGAGCUUUAUAGUUUAGGUUGCCGUAAUUUUCUGGUCGGUGGGCUGCCCCCGAUGGGAUGUUUACCCAUCCAAAUGACCAUGAAAAUGAGAAACAUCAUGAGAUGUUGUAUGGAACAAGAGAACAAAGACUCGGUUUUGUACAAUCAGAAACUAGCAAAGAAACUGCCUGAGAUCAAAGCGUCUCUACCAGGAAGCAAGUUCCUUUACGCCAACGUCUACGACCCUGUGAUGGACAUGAUCCAAAACCCUAGCAAAUACGGGUUCAAGGAGACGAAGAAAGGAUGUUGUGGAACAGGAUACAUGGAAUUGAGCUUCUUGUGCAAUUCCUUUUCACGUACUUGUCCCAAUCAUUCGGAUCAUUUGUUUUGGGACUCCAUCCAUCCCUCCGAGGCGGCUUACACAUACCUAGGGAACUUAAUAAAUGCUCAGAUUCAAGAGUGGCUUUGGGCUUAAAUCACUAUGAUUUACGAAAUUAAUCAACUAAACAAUGUAUUUUAGGUAAUGAGCCACCAUACAAGUUUAUGGCCCUACCCCUAUGGAUCUAAUGGGUGAUUUAUAAUGGACUAUUCUUAUAGUUUUUCUAUGUUACCCAAAUAAAUGUAUGAGUUAAUUAGCCAUUAAAAAAAACAAAAGUUGAU